AUGGCGGAGCUCAAAGAGGCAGACGCUGCUCAGCUUCACCAGGAGGACGUCGAUAUCAAACGUGGAGAUGGUGGUGGAGAUGCACCGUCAGUUGGUGACCAAGCUGCAGAACAGGCAGUGAAGACUGAAGCUGCUGCAGACAGCGAUGCCAAACCCUCAACCACAACCCCUGAGAGACACGUCUCCAUCCAAACUAUAUUGGAGGGACUCGAGGUGCUGGUUGACCUCAAUGGUGCGGGACGUAAAUCGUGUCCUCUGUGUCCCGAGGAGAAGUUUAAAGCCUGCUACAGCCACAAGCUCCGCCGACACCUGCAGAACCUCCACUGGAAAGUUUACGUGGAGUUUGAAGGUCAGAGAAUGUGCAUCUGCCACCUGCCCUGCAGAAACCUGAAGCCCAGCCUCAGUGGAGAUCAGGCAUCGGGGAGACACGUGGCUCACUACCACUGUGUGGUGUGUUCUGUGACCAUCGCCCGCAAGACAGACAUGGUCAGCCACCUGAAGCGACACGUCAACAAAGGAGAGACUGAAGCCAGCUACUCCGGGAGCUCAGACGUCCCGUUUGAGGAGCCAGCUCCGUCCGGUCAGGCCUAUGAAAUCAUGAAAGAACUCGGAACCAACGUCCAGCUCCUCCCGAACCACACCACCCCGCAGAAGAGCGACACUUACUUCAACCGCAAGAUGAAGACCAACAGGCAGCUGGUGUUUUGUUCGCUGGCUGUUCUGGCGGAGGAGAGAAACCCGCUCGAGUGUCUGGACGCUUUUGGAGCCACAGGGAUUAUGGGCCUCCAGUGGGCGAAGCACCUUCGUAACGCCGUCAAAGUCACCAUAACCGAUAUCAGCGACACGUGCAUCAAAAUGAUCAAAGAGAACUGCGAGCUCAACCACAUUCGGGUGGACGGAGGCUCACGUGGCUCACGAGGCCCCCGGGGGCCCGACGGGGCCGGCAGCGAAGUCGAGGGAGCGCCCAUCGCCACGGUGGAGGUCGUCAAGAUGGACGCCAACGUCACUAUGCACCUGUGGCCCUUUGACUACAUCCACUUGGAUCCGUUUGGGACGGCAGUGAACUACCUGGACGCCGCCUUCAGAAACGUCCGGAACCUGGGCAUCAUCUCUGUGACGUCCACAGACACGGGCUCUCUGUACUCCAAGGCUCCCAACGUCACCCUGCGUCACUACGGCUGCCACAUCGUUCGCACGGAGUACUACAGGGAGCUGGCCGCACGCAUGGUGGUGGCCACUAUGGCCAGGGCGGCGGCUCGCUGUAACAAAGGCAUCGAGGUGCUGCUGGCGGUGGCGUUGGAGCACUUCGUCCUGGUGGUGGUGAGAGUCCUCAGAGGUCCCACACAGGCUGAUGAGUCAGCGAAGAAGUUACGGAAACUGGUCCACUGUCAGUGGUGUGAGGAGAGAGUCUUCCUCAAACAGGGAAACAUGGUGGACGACACGCUGCCCUGUAACUGUCAUGGAAGUCUGCCCGGAAAGACAGCAGUGCAGCUGGGACCGCUAUGGUCUGGUCCUCUGUUUAACACGGGCUUCCUGAGGAGGAUGCUGUCGGCGGCAGUGCAGCACAGCAUGGACGACAUCCAGGCGCUCGUCAAAAAUCUCAUCUGCGAGUCCGACUGCACCACCCUCAAGUCUUUAGUCCACGGGCCGUCCGCUCUCACCAACCAGGUGGAGUGCGGCGUCGUCAUCAAGACCUUACAGAGCGGAGAGGAGUCGGGUCCCGCUGAGCAGUCUGGUAAGAGGAAGAUGGGAGAAGAGUCGGGGAAUGUAGUGAAGAGGAUGAAGUCCGAUGGGUCUCUGAAUCACCCGCCCUUCUACUAUAGCAUUCACCGCCACAGCAUCAGAGGCAUGAACAUGCCCAAUCUUUUUAUCGUUUACAGGUUGAACAAGUUUCUUCAGUACCUGACGGAGGCCGGCUUCAGGGUGAGUCGGACUCACUUCGACCCGACGGGGGUUCGAACCGACGCCACGCUGGAGCAGUUCAAGUCUGUCCUCACCAAGUACAGCGUCCCCACGUAUACCAAUGCCACCACCAUGCAGACGAGCGUGAGCACGGAGAACACUUUGUGAGAGAAACGAGCAGGAAGGAGCUUGAUUCACACGCUUUGAUGAACAAAGUAGAUCUGCUCGUCCCGUUUCUACUCCACUUGGACUGUUUCUAUUAACCUAAACAAAGUUCUGACUGCACUGAUGUCUAAAACAAACCCACCAACUGCUCUCUAUGUGGACGUGCAUAUACUAGAACAAAGUAGUAAUCUGAUGUAAUCAAACCAAAACUUUCUUAAAACUGCAAACCAAACUGAUCCUGCUGCACAAAUGAGCCCAACUGAUCCACUGUUCCUAUUUAUUUCUGACUUCUCUUGAAAAUUCAUUGGUUACAAGAUUGUUUUCUUCUCUUCUAGAUGGUUUUUAUCAUCUUUUUUUUGUUUCUCCUGUCUUAUAAAGGCAAAAUAAAGUUUAUCUGCCAAGCCUGAA
Molecule: messenger RNA, 2475 nt
Organism: Anarrhichthys ocellatus (wolf-eel)
Lineage: Eukaryota; Metazoa; Chordata; Actinopteri; Perciformes; Anarhichadidae
Gene: trmt1l
Product: tRNA methyltransferase 1-like
Exons: 16
Coding region: 1-2070 (689 amino acids)
Biological process (GO): tRNA N2-guanine methylation
Cellular component (GO): nucleus
Molecular function (GO): tRNA (guanine) methyltransferase activity; RNA binding
Source: RefSeq, a predicted model, not a curated record